CACAGCAGACCAGGACGACGUUUUGCAGGACGCUGGCAUAGUGAGCCAAAGUGACUGUCUUAUCGCUGGAACGGCGAAGGACGCGAUGUCACAUUAUAUUUUAAGGCUGAUCUUGGGAGGAGACAAAAUGACGUCUUCCUUUUUCAUCCAAGCUGAGAAAACUCUUUUUUUCUCAAGACUAGACAGAAUGGUGGAAAGAGAAUGGAGAAAUUUGUUCAAGACAUUGGAGAAAUCCUUCAUGCACCUCAGUGCUGCCCAGGAAUGCACAACCGCAAGUCAGCAUCAUGAAAUGGAGAACUUACAAUAUAUCUGCCUGGCGCUGAAAAGCCAGUUUCUGAGGUGGACAAAUGUUGCGUCAGAGAUAUGCCAAUGUGAGACCCAAGAAAAGAUUUCCCUGCCUUUCCACUGUGUUUUUGGGCUGGUCGCUUCUAGACAAGUGGAACUGGACAAGGGUAUGGCUUUGGUCCCCGUCCACUGCCUGAAACAAGUGUUUGCUGAGCAGUUUGAGGUUCUCUUAAGAAUGACGGUGAAACAGGCCUCAAAAAGCAGGGAACGAGCCAUGCAAGACGAAAGGCUGUUGCAUCUUGCAAACAUCCUGACAAGAGAAUACCGAGCUCAGACGUGCCACAGCAAAAGGAGAUGGGCUGCCGAUGUUGGGCGUCUGCAGCUCCCAGAUUUGUGGCGAUGUUCCGCCAGGUUCCCACCGUGUAUGGUGAGCCUCGUGGACACGCUCAGACGGCAGCACAGACUGCGCCACCACGACCGGGUCCAGCUAACUCUUUUUCUAAAGGAACUGGGUUUGUCUGUUCACAAUGCACUGUUGCUAUGGAAACGAGAGUUCUCGACCCCUACAGGAAGUGACGGUGCCCCACGUUGCCACCACAGUUGGCACGGCAACGAACGACGGUACAUUUACAACAUCCGGCACCUGUAUGGUCUAGAGGGUCGCAGGGUGGACUACUGUGGCCACAGUUGCCCUACUAUACAGGCAAGAUCCGGUGGCUGCGUGGGCUCCGGGGGUUGCCCGUUUGUCACGCUCCGAGAACAACCUGCGGAGAACUGGCAUUUCCUUCGCGACCUGCCCACAGAAGCAGCGACCGAGAUCAGAGUCUUGUCACGUCUGGGCCACUAUGGGAAAGCAUGCAAAUAUUUUUCACACCACCUAGUAAAGCAGUCUUUUUCACCGAUGUUCAAGGACUUUGAUCAUGAAUCACACUCACAGUGUUGUGUCGGCUGUGGAGCGGAGAUUCUUCAUCUUGAGAUGAGCAACACGGAAAAAGUUGAAAUUGUAACCAAGAAAUGUUUUGCAUCCUCCGACCCCAGUCACUCCUUGGGUACUCACCACAGGCGAAGUGACAGCAUGCGGGACACAGAACAUGAGAGUGCGUCGGGCGCACCUCAGCGAGCGGAAGAGAGACUCUCCGCUUCCAGGCACUCCCGCAAACCGUGUAGUUACAUCACACGAGGGAAGGUUGACGCCACAGUAGGAGUGGACUCUGUUGUCCCUACGGCUAGUCUUGUCAAGAGUCCUGUAGGCAGCAAACCUCAUAGAUGUGGACUGAAUAACGGACCGCCAAAUGUUCGCCCUUUUGAAGACCUUUCCACUAACUCUGUUUGCCGGUCUCAUGUUAUGAUCCAGUCUCAUAUCACGACCCAGUCUCAUGGCAAAACCCAGUCUCAUGACACGACCCAGUCUCAUCUCACGACCCCGUCUCAUGACACGACCCAGUCUCAUCUCACGACCCAGUCUCAUGACACGACCCAGUCUCAUCUCACGACCCCGUCUCAUGACACGAUCCAGUCUCAUCUCACGACCCCGUCUCAUGACACGACCCAGUCUCAUGACAAGACAAGUGACACUACUGAAAACAACAAUGGCCACGGCUCAAGGGAAAAUAGUGCUACAAACAGCUCCGCCACUCAGGAAAGAACUUCACAAUGUUGUAGAAAUGUUACCAACAGUGAUUUAGGCAAUGCUGCUCACAGAACUUUUAUUGACUGUGAUUUUAGAAGGAGGAAGGCUUCUGGCACACCUACACGCCAAGGUGAACUAGCUGUGUUGAACACAUCAUGUAGCAAAAAGGGUGAAUCGAAUGUGUUGAACACAUGUCACAAUAAGACAUGCUGUUGUGUUUCUUCUUGUUCAAGUUGUUUUCCGCAGGAUGCAAGUUCGUAUUUUCAGAAGCGGAAAUUGGUUUGCUCUACAAAUGCCAAUGGUGCUGGCAAAUUUAGCUGCAAAUGUAGUGCUGAGAAGUGUAGCCUACUCAAGAGGAAAUUGUUCACUGCUGACGUAAGUAAAGCUGACUAUUUAUGUGGAAACAGUGGCCGUGUUGAAGCUGAGCUAGACAGCCCUGUGAGAGAUUGUGAUUCUUUUAUCGAGGGAAGUGAGCAACGCAGACCUAUCAGUGAGCAACACAAACCUAUCAGUGAACAACACAGACCUAUCAGUGAGCAACACAGACCUAUCAGUGAGCAACACAGACCUAUCAGUGAGCAACACAGACCUAUCAGUGUCUGCAGAAACUCAUCGUGUCCUGAUGUCUCAGCAGAGUGCCAGAGCUGGAGAGGGAAGAAAAGGAAACUGUUUUGCUCGGACUGUGAAUGUUCGUCUGUGGGAAUGAGCUCUCCUUUAAGUGGUGACCUGAGGCGCUCUCACAAUGUGCUAAAGCAAAUUGAUCACCCAAAAGAAUUUUAUUACUCGCUUACAAAACAUAUGCACAAAAUUUGAGGCUGUAUAUAUUAAUUGUCGCUUUUUAAGGACAAGCGGGCUGACCCAAAUGCCGGGGGUUUCCUG
This is a messenger RNA of Aplysia californica (California sea hare), 2794 nucleotides long. RefSeq lists its product as uncharacterized. The record is from RefSeq and is a predicted model, not a curated record. Gene Ontology annotation, cellular component: alpha DNA polymerase:primase complex. Lineage: Eukaryota; Metazoa; Mollusca; Gastropoda; Aplysiida; Aplysiidae. The transcript has 7 exons. Gene Ontology annotation, biological process: DNA replication, synthesis of primer. Bases 86 to 2728 code for a protein of 880 amino acids.